This is a messenger RNA of Zootermopsis nevadensis, 1721 nucleotides long. Lineage: Eukaryota; Metazoa; Arthropoda; Insecta; Blattodea; Termopsidae. The record is from RefSeq and is a predicted model, not a curated record.
AGGACCAAUGAGGACGAGUUAUGGACCACCUCUGGUUGGAGAGGUCACUCUUACUAGCCACAUUACUAACCUCGCUCACCACCGGAGACGAUGGGUACACCGGAAGUAUGAGGAGGGAUAGAGAGAAGGCGCUGCAGGUGAUUCAUGACGUAGCCACGGAGAACAUGGGUUCGCUGUGUGUCACUGAGCCUUACCGCUCGCUAAAGGUGUCCCUUGUCACAUCACAGUAUGAGGGCGUACAGCAGAAGGCUGACAUGGCCGCCAUGCUCCUGCAGGACCUGGGUGUCUCCCACCACAGCGGCUUGCUGGACGCACUCGCCCGCAGCCUCCUGGUGUCCGAUCGCCACGUGUUGACGGCUCGAGUGCUCGCCCUCAACGCUUCUUCCAGCACGAUAAUCAACUCGGUGUCCUGGCAACGCCAGUCUCCGUUGGCACCAACUCUCAUGGCCGGGGGACUGGACCACUCACCCCUCUUCGAGCUAGGUGGCCCCCACUACGUGCAGGAGAGUGGGCUCCGCACGGGAUUUCGUCCCGACCCCAAGUACCCGUGGUACGAGAAUGCCGACACAAGUCCGGGUCUGUGGUCUCCCAAGUUCAUGCCGAGCCCCACCAACAUGUCGUACCGGGGUUGGUGGACCUUUCCGUACUACUCCUGCACCGUCCGACGUUGGCUACUCUCCUACAGCGUGUCAAUUCCGCCACCUACCAAGCACGGGGUGAAGGGUUUCUUGAGCAUGGACAUUGACGUUUCUGGCCUGGAGGUGAACCAGUGUGAUGUAAGUUCCGGUCCAACUCUCUCCAAUCAGAUUCAUGCACUCAGGGGUACCCACAAGUGCCACAAUGACACCACUCAGUGUGAAUUCCGCCCCGGGCUGGGCUGGGUACAAGGUGGGUACCACUGCGUCUGUCGCCCUGGGUUCUACUCGUUACGUCAGAAGGGUGUUUUUAACGGCACUCUAGUUGAAGCCGCGUGGAUGGAGCGGGAGCAGAACGUGAGUUCUUUGUACCAGGAAAUGUUCCGCUGCCUCAAGUGUGCUCCUGGAUGUGAGGCCUGUCACACGAAUGCGCCUUGUCUGGCCACAUACAACUGGCCCUUCAGGAUCUCGCUUCUAGCUGUAUCAGUCUCGUGUGUGGUGUUCACGUUGGGUCUAGUUGGCUAUGUUUACCAGCACCGCAAGAUCAAGGUGUUCAAGGUGGCCAGCCCUAUCUUUCUGGGCAUCACACUUCUUGGUUGUGCUAUUAUGUAUCUUGAGAUGGCAGCCAUUUUCCCAGUGUUGGAUCUCUAUUCUUGCAUUGCAACUAAGUGGAGCCGACAUCUUGGUUUCUGCAUAACCUACACAGCUCUUCUCAUGAAGACUUGGCGGGUGUCACUAACUUAUCGAGUAAAAUCAGCGCACAAGGUGAAGCUCACAGAUAAACAGCUGCUGCAGUGGAUGUUCCCCAUCCUGCUGGUGAUGCUCAUCUACCUGGGCACCUGGACCCUGAGUGCACCCCCCACAGCAGAGCAGAUCCGUGAUCAGGCGGGCCUCCGCUUUAACCAGUGCUCCUACAAUUGGUGGGACCACAGCUUGGCCAUUGGGGAGGUACUGUUCCUGUCUUGGGGAAUAAAGGUGUGCUACAACGUACGGAAUGCAGAAUCGCUGUAUAACGAGGCGCGGCUCAUCAGCUAUGCCAUUUACAACAUUGCUGUUGUCAACACAGCUAUGGUUGCCUUCCAGUAA